Messenger RNA from Puma concolor (puma), 3499 nucleotides. The record is from RefSeq and is a predicted model, not a curated record. NCBI's taxonomy places the organism in Eukaryota, Metazoa, Chordata, Mammalia, Carnivora, Felidae.
CAGCAUGUCCUGGUUUAGUGGCCUCCUGGUCCCCAAGGUGGAUGAACGGAAAACAGCCUGGGGUGAACGCAAUGGGCAGAAGCGUCCACGCCGUGGGACUCGGACCAGCGGCUUCUGCACACCGCGCUAUAUGAGCUGCCUCCGGGAUGCACAGCCCCCCAGCCCCACCCCUGCAGCUCCUUCUCGGUGCCCCUGGCAGGAUGAGACUUUCAUGCGGAGAGGUGGCCCAGGCAAGGAGCCGGGGCUGCGGGCGGUGGCCCUCGGUUUUGAGGACACUGAGGCGAUGGCGGCGGUCGGGGCAGCCGAGGUGGCACCCGACGUGGCAGCCCGGGGUAGGCGGUCUUGCUGGCGCCGUCUGGCCCAGGUGUUCCAGUCCAAGCAGUUCCGCUCAGCCAAGCUGGAGCGCCUGUACCAGCGGUACUUCUUUCAGAUGAACCAGAGCAGCCUGACGCUGCUGAUGGCCGUGCUGGUGCUGCUGACAGCCGUGCUGCUAGCCUUUCAUGCUGCACCUGCCCGCCCUCAGCCUGCCUAUGUGGCCCUACUGGCCUGUGCCGCCGCCCUCUUCAUAGCACUCAUGGUGGUGUGUAACCGGCACAGCUUCCGCCAGGACUCCAUGUGGGUGGUGAGCUAUGUGGUGCUGGGCAUCCUGGCAGCCAUACAGGUUGGGGGUGCCCUGGCAGCCAACCCCCGCAGCCCCUCUGUGGGCCUCUGGUGCCCCGUGUUUUUUGUCUACAUCACCUACACGCUCCUACCCAUCCGCAUGCGGGCGGCUGUCUUCAGUGGCCUGGGCCUCUCCACCCUGCAUCUGAUCUUGGCCUGGCAGCUCAACCAUGGUGAUGCCUUCCUCUGGAAGCAGCUUGGUGCCAACAUGCUGCUGUUCCUCUGCACCAACGUCAUUGGCAUCUGCACACACUAUCCAGCUGAGGUGUCUCAGCGCCAGGCCUUUCAGGAGACCCGUGGUUACAUCCAGGCCCGGCUGCACCUGCAGCAUGAGAAUCGGCAGCAGGAACGGCUGCUGCUAUCAGUGUUGCCCCAGCACGUUGCCAUGGAGAUGAAAGAAGAUAUCAACACAAAGAAAGAAGACAUGAUGUUCCACAAGAUCUACAUACAGAAGCAUGACAAUGUCAGCAUCCUGUUUGCAGACAUUGAAGGCUUCACCAGCCUGGCAUCCCAGUGCACUGCGCAGGAGCUGGUCAUGACCCUGAACGAGCUCUUUGCCCGGUUUGACAAACUGGCUGCGGAAAAUCAUUGCCUGAGGAUCAAGAUCUUAGGGGACUGUUACUACUGUGUGUCGGGGCUGCCGGAAGCCCGAGCAGACCAUGCCCACUGCUGUGUGGAGAUGGGGGUGGACAUGAUCGAGGCCAUCUCGCUGGUGCGUGAGGUGACAGGUGUGAACGUGAACAUGCGCGUGGGCAUCCACAGCGGGCGUGUGCACUGUGGCGUCCUUGGUCUGCGGAAAUGGCAAUUCGAUGUGUGGUCCAAUGACGUGACUCUGGCCAACCACAUGGAGGCGGGGGGCCGGGCCGGCCGCAUCCAUAUCACUCGGGCCACACUGCAGUACCUGAAUGGGGAUUAUGAGGUGGAGCCAGGCCGUGGUGGUGAACGUAAUGCAUACCUCAAGGAGCAGCAUAUUGAGACCUUCCUCAUCCUGGGAGCCAGCCAGAAACGGAAAGAGGAGAAGGCCAUGCUGGCCAAGCUGCAGCGUACACGGGCCAACUCCAUGGAAGGACUGAUGCCACGCUGGGUGCCUGAGCGCGCCUUUUCCCGGACCAAGGACUCCAAGGCUUUCCGCCAGAUGGGCAUUGAUGAUUCCAGCAAAGACAACCGGGGUGCCCAAGAUGCCCUGAACCCUGAGGAUGAGGUAGAUGAGUUCCUGGGCCGUGCCAUCGAUGCCCGCAGCAUCGAUCAACUACGGAAGGACCAUGUGCGCCGCUUCCUGCUCACCUUCCAGAGAGAGGAUCUUGAAAAGAAGUACUCGCGGAAGGUGGACCCCCGCUUCGGAGCCUACGUAGCCUGUGCGCUGUUGGUCUUCUGCUUCAUCUGCUUUAUCCAACUCCUCGUCUUCCCACAUUCAACUCUGCUGCUUGGGAUCUAUGCCAGUAUCUUCCUGCUGUUGCUGAUCACUGUGCUGACCUGUGCCGUGUACUCCUGUGGCUCUCUCUUCCCCAAGGCCCUGCAACGCCUUUCCCGCAGCAUUGUCCGUUCUCGGGCACACAGCACUGCGGUUGGCAUCUUUUCAGUCUUGCUUGUGUUCACCUCUGCCAUCGCCAACAUGUUCACCUGUAACCACACCCCCAUACGGACUUGUGCAGCCCGGAUGCUGAAUGUAACACCUGCUGACAUCACUGCCUGCCACCUGCAGCAGCUCAAUUACUCUCUGGGCCUGGAUGCUCCCCUGUGUGAGGGCACCGCACCUACUUGCAGCUUCCCUGAGUACUUCGUUGGGAACAUGCUGCUGAGUCUCUUGGCCAGCUCUGUCUUCUUACACAUCAGUAGCAUCGGGAAGUUGGCAAUGAUCUUUGUCCUCGGGCUCAUCUAUUUGGUGCUGCUUCUGCUGGGCCCCCCAGCCACCAUCUUUGACAACUAUGACCUGCUGCUCGGUGUCCAUGGCUUGGCUUCUUCCAAUGAGACUUUCGACGGGCUGGACUGCCCAGUUGCAGGGAGGGUAGCACUCAAAUACAUGACCCCCGUGAUUCUGCUGGUGUUUGCUCUGGCGCUGUAUCUGCAUGCCCAGCAGGUGGAAUCAACUGCUCGUCUGGACUUCCUCUGGAAACUGCAGGCAACAGGGGAGAAGGAGGAGAUGGAGGAGCUGCAGGCAUACAACCGAAGGCUGCUCCAUAACAUUCUGCCCAAGGACGUGGCUGCCCACUUCCUGGCCCGGGAGCGCCGGAACGAUGAGCUCUACUAUCAGUCGUGUGAGUGUGUGGCCGUCAUGUUUGCCUCCAUUGCCAACUUUUCUGAGUUCUAUGUGGAGCUGGAGGCAAACAAUGAGGGCGUCGAGUGCCUGCGGCUGCUCAACGAAAUCAUCGCUGACUUUGAUGAGAUCAUCAGCGAGGAGCGGUUCCGGCAGCUGGAGAAGAUCAAGACGAUUGGUAGCACCUACAUGGCUGCCUCAGGGCUGAAUGCCAGCACCUAUGAUCAAGCGGGCCGCUCCCAUAUCACUGCCCUGGCUGACUAUGCCAUGCGGCUCAUGGAACAGAUGAAGCACAUCAACGAGCACUCCUUCAACAAUUUCCAGAUGAAGAUUGGGCUGAACAUGGGCCCAGUCGUGGCAGGCGUCAUUGGGGCUCGGAAACCACAGUAUGACAUCUGGGGGAACACAGUGAAUGUCUCUAGCCGUAUGGACAGCACGGGGGUCCCUGACCGAAUCCAGGUGACCACGGACUUGUACCAGGUUCUAGCUGCCAAGGGCUACCAGCUGGAGUGUCGAGGGGUGGUCAAGGUGAAGGGCAAGGGGGAGAUGACCACCUACUUCCUCAAUGGGGGCCCCCCCAGUUAG